This is a messenger RNA of Guyanagaster necrorhizus, 1257 nucleotides long. RefSeq names its product Trimethyllysine dioxygenase. Gene Ontology annotation, cellular component: mitochondrion. Gene Ontology annotation, biological process: carnitine biosynthetic process. The record is from RefSeq and is a predicted model, not a curated record. Gene Ontology annotation, molecular function: trimethyllysine dioxygenase activity; iron ion binding. Lineage: Eukaryota; Fungi; Basidiomycota; Agaricomycetes; Agaricales; Physalacriaceae. Bases 1 to 1257 code for a protein of 418 amino acids. The transcript is spliced from 5 exons.
AUGCUACGCUCCAAACCACCAGCUUUCGUCGAAGAGCCCCAGCCUCUGCCGAAUGUAUCGACGGAUGAUCUGCCUAUCACCAGUAUGGACGACCGCAAAGUCGCGAUAGGAUGGGAUACGAGAACAUGGUCUCGAUUUCAUCAUAUAUGGCUUCGUGAUCAUUGUCGAUGUGAACGAUGCUUUCAUGCGGCCACGAAACAGCGGCUCGUAAACACUUUCGAUAUACCUGCCGAUAUCAGGCCACUGUCUGUUGAGUCCAGGCCGGAUGGACUACAGGUGAUCUGGCCGGCACAUGUUUCUGUCUACCCGUGGUCGUGGCUACAAGAAAAUUCGUAUGAUCCUCCACUUCGCAAGACAGAACCAUUAUCUGGAAAAAUACUAUGGGGUGCGAAAAUACAGCAAUCGCCGCCGGCAGUUACCUACGAGGAAGUCAUGGCAAACGACGAACUUGGUCUCUUUCGAUGGCUAUCCAACGUUGACAAGUUUGGAUUUUCAUUCGUAUCGGAUGUUCCGCAGACUACAGAAGCGACGGAAAAGCUCUCGGAGCGCAUCGGCUUCAUCCGCGAGACCCAGUAUGGAAAAUUCUGGGACUUUACCUCCGACCUUGCAAGAGGCGACACGGCAUACACCACAUUGGCACUUGGUGCCCACACUGAUAACACCUAUUUUACUGAUCCCUGUGGUCUACAACUAUUCCAUCUCCUUUCACAUACUGACGGCUCCGGUGGUGCAACGCUACUCGUAGACGGAUUCUACGUUGCUUCGAUCCUGAAAGAACUCCAUCCCGAAGCUUACUCGCUACUCUCUCAUGUACCUGUUCCAGCGCACGCUGCGGGAGAGGCCGAACACUUAUAUCACGCCUCACGCCCUGUCCUGAAUCACGAUCUCGCUACAGGCGAGCUUUCCCAAGUACGCUGGAACAACGAUGAUCGGAGCGUCAUGAACCAUCUUGAUCCACUCGUCGUUGAUCAGUGGUAUGAUGCUAUCAGAAAGUGGAACAAAAAUUUGACAAGCCCAGACUCAGAGUACUGGGUCCAACUGACGCCUGGAACAGCUGUUGUGGUCAAUAACCACCGUGUCCUUCAUGGGCGUUCAUCGUUUGAUGGCAAGCGACGUAUGUGCGGUGCGUACAUAGGUAUCGAUGAGUAUAACUCCAAAUUCGCUGUCUUGAAAGACAAAUUCUGUCCCGAUACAAGGCUUGACAUUGCUACUACACCCAAGAAUUCGGUUCGUAGUGUAUGGAACCCCUUCCUGUGA